AAGAGUUUAGCGCGUAAUCCUUGGCGUAGAGUGGGCGAAGGAGGUGAUGGUUUGUUUGACAACAAACCAAAGUAAUGUUGAAUGCAAUAGAAGUUAUGAGGUUAUAAUUAUUUUGUAAUACAUUUUUUAAUAGGAGCAAUUUAAUGCAAGAAUUUGCGAUUGUAAUAUGUAUAUUAAGCAGGUUAUUAUUCAAGGAUUCAAGAGUUAUAGAGAGCAAACCAUAGUAGAACCUUUCGAUCCUAGGCACAAUGUUGUGGUGGGUCGAAAUGGUUCAGGCAAGAGUAAUUUCUUCUAUGCAAUCCAGUUUGUAUUGAGUGAUGAAUUCUCACACUUACGACCUGAGCAGCGCCAGGCGUUGCUACAUGAAGGAACAGGGCCUCGGGUUCUUAAUGCCUAUGUUGAGAUUAUCUUUGACAAUACAGAUGGAAGGCUGCCCAUUGAUAAGGAGGAGGUGUUCCUCAGACGAGUUAUUGGUGCAAAGAAGGAUCAGUACUUCCUUAAUAAGAAGGUAGUUCCCCGUUCUGAUGUGAUGAACCUGCUUGAGUCUGCUGGAUUUUCACGUUCUAACCCAUAUUACAUCGUAAAGCAGGGCAAGAUCAAUCAGAUGGCUACAGCACCAGAUUCUCACCGGCUCAAGUUGCUGCGAGAAGUGGCUGGAACUCGUGUGUAUGAUGAGAGGAGGGAAGAGUCAAAAGCUAUUUUGAAAGAAACGGAGGGGAAGGUGGACAAGAUAGAAGAGUUCCUGAGAACGAUUGAAGAGCGUCUGCAAACUCUAGAAGAGGAGAAGGAGGAGCUGAAAGAGUAUCAGAAGUGGGACAAGAUGAGGCGGUCUCUGGAAUAUACCAUACACGACCGUGAGCUCAAGGAAACAAGGAAGAAACUCGAUGACAUGGAAGCAGCUCGAAAAAAUUCAGGGGAAGAACAGAAGAAAUACAGCAAUGAACUAAAAGUAGCUCAGGAGAAUAUCCGCUCAGCAGCACGACGCUUAAAAGACGCAAAGAAGAUGGUUCAGACACACAAAGAGGAGCGAGACACAUUGAGUGCUGAGCAGCAGCAGCUGCUUAAGGAAAAGACAAAGCUUGAGCUUAUCAUCAAGGACCUGUCUGAUGAGGUCCUAGGAGACAACACAUCAAAGUUGCGAGCAGAAAAUGAACUAGAGAAGCUGAAGAAGACAAUACAACAGAGGGAGUCAGAACUUGAAGAACUGAAACCAAAAUAUGAGGAGAUGAAGAAAAAAGAAGAAGAAUGUACCCGGGAAUUGGCACUGAAAGAACAGAAACGGAAGGAGUUGUAUGCCAAGCAGGGCCGAGGAAGUCAGUUUACGUCAAAAGAAGCUCGGGAUCAGUGGAUCAUGAAAGAACUCAAAUCUCUGAAUAAACAGAUAAAAGACAAGAAGGAACACAGGGACAAAUUGGCAGAGGAUAUGAAGAGAGAUGGUGAGAAACAGGUCCAACUGGAAAAGAAAAUUGAGGAUCAGACAAAUGAAAUGGAGAGACAACGCGCAUGCAUUGAUGAAUACAACAAGCAGUUCUAUGAGCUGAAAAAGAGUAAGGACCAAUGUCAAAGCACUCGCAAUGAACUGUGGAGGAAAGAAAACACAAUUCAGCAAACAUUAUCAUCUCUUAAAGAAGAUUUGGCUAAGGCUGAUCAGUCCUUGCGUUCCAUGGCUGGCAAGCAGCCAAUCCUGAACGGAAGGGACAGUGUCCGCAAAGUCCUGGAGACAUUCCGGGAGCGCGGCGGAGCUGCUGCAGAGAUUGCCAAUUCGUACUAUGGCCCUGUCAUUGAAAACUUUGAUUGUGAGAAGAGUAUCUAUACAGCUGUUGAAGUGACAGCGGGAAAUAGGUUAUUCCAUCACAUAGUGGAUUCAGACAAAGUUGGCACACAAAUCCUGAAAGAAAUGAAUAGACAGAAAUUGCCAGGAGAAGUCACCUUCAUGCCUCUUAACAGGCUUCAUGUCAAGGAGCAGAACUACCCACAGUCUAAUGAUGCUAUACCUAUGGUAACAAAGCUCAACUAUGCAUCCAAGUAUGACAAGGCUCUGAGAUACAUCUUUGGUAAGACACUCAUCUGCAGGAACUUGGAAGUGGCAACUAAUCUUGCAAAGACAAGUGGACUGGACUGUGUUACUCUUGAGGGUGAUCAGGUGUCUUCGAAAGGUUCACUCACAGGUGGUUACUUCAACACAUCACGCUCGCGACUUGAAAUACAGAAGACCCGCAGUGAACUAACAGCACAAAUCCGAGACGCUGAGGAAGAAUUGGCACAGCUCAGAGAAAAUCUAAGAGAAACAGAAGGGAAGAUCAACCAUAUUGUAUCAGAGAUGCAGAAAACAGAAACAAAAAACAGUAAAGCCAAGGACAUUUUUGACCAAGUAAAGGCAGACAUCCGGUUAAUGAAGGAAGAGCUGGCAGGCAUCGAGCGUUAUCGAGGUCCCAAAGAGAGAUCUCUUGACCAAUAUGCAUCCAGCCUGGAAGCCAUGCAAACCACCAAAGAGGGACUUGAGUCUGAGUUACAUCAGGAUUUGAUGUCCCAGUUAUCAGUGGCAGAUCAGCAUGAGGUGGACAGCUUGAAUGAUGAUAUUAGACGCCUUACACAGGAGAACAAAGAGGCAUUUAGUACAAGGAUGAGGCUAGAGGCAGAAAAGAACAAACUUGAGAACUUACUAACCAAUAACCUCAUGAGGCGUAAAGAUGAACUCAUGCAGGCUCUUCAAGAAAUUUCUGUUGAAGAUCGGAAACGACAGCUAGAAAAUAGCAAAUCGGAACUAAAUGCUAUUGAGAAACGAAUUGAAGAAGUGAAUCGUGAAUUUAAAAAUAUGGAAAAGGAAGUGCAGGAAGCCCUGAAAAUGCAAAAGGAGGAACAGGCUGAACAGGAUGAAUGGAAGUUAAGGGAGAAGGAAGCCAGGGAGAAAAUUGAGGAAGAUGCUAAAGAUUUGGAGAAGAUGGCAUCCAAGCAGAACUUAUUGCAGCAGAAGAUUGCUGAGUGCACAAAGAAGAUUCAGGAACUUGGUUCUUUACCUUCACCAGAGAUUUACUCUAAGUAUCAGAACAUGAGCACCAAGAAUUUGUUCAAGGAGAUGGAGAAAGCAAAUGGUCAUCUAAAGAAGUAUAGCCAUGUGAACAAGAAGGCUUUGGACCAGUUCAUGAGUUUUUCAGAUCAGAAAGAAAAGUUGGUUAAGAGGAAGGAAGAAUUGGACAGAGGAGAUGAGAAGAUCAAAGAGUUGAUGAUGGUGCUGGAGCAGAGGAAGUAUGAAGCUAUUGAAUUUACAUUCAAGCAAGUAUCAAAGUAUUUUAGUGAAGUGUUCCACAAACUGGUACCUUCAGGUCAUGCACAGCUUGUAAUGAGGAGAAAUGAUGAAGAGGCUGGCGGUUCACAGGAUGAAGCAAAUUCUGACAAAUUUACUGGUGUUGGAAUCCGAGUUUCAUUCUCCGGCCGCAAUGCUGAGAUGCGAGAAAUGAAUCAGCUGUCUGGUGGCCAGAAAUCCUUAGUUGCCCUUGGGUUGAUCUUUGCUAUCCAGAAAUGUGAUCCUGCACCAUUCUACCUCUUUGAUGAAAUUGAUCAGGCGUUGGACUCGCAGCACAGAAUGGCUGUUGCAGAAAUGAUCCAUGAGCUGUCCAAAGAGGCACAAUUCAUUACUACAACGUUCCGACCAGAGUUGUUGAUCUUUGCUAACAAAUUCUAUGGAGUAAAGUUUCGAAAUAAGGUCAGUCAUGUGGAAUGUGUUACAAGAGAAGAGGCCGCAGACUUUGUUGAAGAUGAUACAACGCAUGGUUAAAAUUACCAACAGUGUUUACCUCUUUCUUUGUUCUGUUCUUACUGUUGAGGGUUCUUAGUGGCAGACUGAACACACCCCUCUUACACGGUUAUAUCUGUUAGUGUAAAAUAGUUAAAAAAAAAUCACAGUUGUUUCCUACAUGGAAUCUAUGCUAGGAUGUUAACAUGGUUAAGAAUUUUAUUCCUCAGAUAUCUUGUGUAUAAAUUAAAAUGAUUUUGUACACACGGAAAAACAAGUUAUUUUGUAUACUUAUAUAUGUUAGCAUAAGAACAUUGUCAUAAUGAGAAUUCAUUCCAAAGUCUCUUAAAUUACUUUUUGUGAGUGUAUGGACAGGAUCAUUGAGAGAAAUUAUUGCUUUAGGAUAUGAGCAGAAGUCACAGCUUCUGUUAAUUUUCUUAUUGAAACACCAUUUUGCUAGGUUCAAAUUGAGAGCGAAUAUACGUUUCAGUUAACUUUUAUCGGCUGUGUGUCAUACUGUUAUAAUGGUGUACCUGACAUCAGCUGGCUGAGUGUUGCAGUACUGUGACAUUAAAAUACUCCAUAGUCAAAAACCAGCCUAUAGCAGGUGUGACAUUGGACUUAUUGCUUUC
Messenger RNA from Cryptotermes secundus, 4365 nucleotides. It is a transcript of the gene SMC3, whose product is annotated as structural maintenance of chromosomes protein 3. Gene Ontology annotation, molecular function: protein binding; cohesin loader activity; double-stranded DNA binding. Lineage: Eukaryota; Metazoa; Arthropoda; Insecta; Blattodea; Kalotermitidae. Gene Ontology annotation, biological process: mitotic sister chromatid cohesion. The transcript is spliced from 26 exons. Gene Ontology annotation, cellular component: chromosome. The coding region runs from base 167 to 3775 and encodes 1202 amino acids. The record is from RefSeq and is a predicted model, not a curated record.